This is a messenger RNA of Coffea eugenioides, 1524 nucleotides long. RefSeq names its product LRR receptor-like serine/threonine-protein kinase FLS2. Bases 1 to 1524 code for a protein of 507 amino acids. The record is from RefSeq and is a predicted model, not a curated record. The transcript is spliced from 4 exons. NCBI's taxonomy places the organism in Eukaryota, Viridiplantae, Streptophyta, Magnoliopsida, Gentianales, Rubiaceae. Gene Ontology annotation, molecular function: protein binding.
AUGGAUCUGGACAAUUCCAAUGGAGAUUGGGAAUCUAAACAAAUUGAAGAUAGUGGAAAUCAACAACAAUCAGCUUUCCGGUUCUUUGCCACGGAGGUGUUCAAUAUUUCGUCAUUGGAGACUAUUGAUUUUGCUGGUAAUAGCCAAUCUGGUAGUCUUCCAGUCAGCAUAUGUUCCCGUCUUCAAAGACUCAAAUGGCUUGAUCUUUUCUAUAACAAAUUAAGUGGUAUGAUACCAGCAUCCUUAUCCAAAUGUUCAAAGCUUCGUGUACUGGGGUUGUCAUACAACAACUUUAGUGGAGUGAUGCCAGAAGAAGUUGGGAAUUUGACGGCACUCCAGGAACUAUAUCUUGGUAGCAUUCCAGAAGAGUUUGGCAACCUAAAGUAUCUAGAAGUACUUAAUAUGGACUUCAAUAGCCUAACUGGAUCCAUACCCGCUCAAAUUUUCAACAUCUCAACACUGCAAAUAUUGGGCCUUGAGGGCAAUAAGCUUUCUGGAAGACUUCCGCCCUCCAUGGGUUAUGGAUUAAUCAACCUCGAAGAACUUUGUCUCAAUAUGAAUGAGUGUGAUGGAGUAAUACCACCCUCAAUCUCAAAUGCAUCUAAAUUAACUGUGUUGGUCUUGAAUUCAAACAGAUUUAGUGGUCCAGUUCCAAACUCUAUUGGGGACCUAAGACUUCUAAGACGGCUGAUUCUCUAUGAAAAUCAUUUGGCAACUGAACCUUCAUCAAGAGAAUUGAGUUUUAUCAAUUACUUGACAAAUUCGUGGACCCCUUCCAUCGGAGUGAGACACUUGCAAAAACUCCAAGGUUUAAGUUUGACAUCCAAUCAACUGAGUGGUUCAAUUCCAAAUAGUCUUUGCGAGUUAAAGAGCUUAUACAAAUUGUAUCUGAAAGCAAAUCAGCUUCGUGGGUCAAUAACAUCAUGCUUAAGCAAUGUUAGUUCGCUGAGAGAAAUUUUCUUUGAUGGAAACUUCUUAAACUCAAGCAUUCCUGCUGGCUUAUGGAACCUCACCGAUCUCUUGUAUUUGGAUUUGUCCUCUAAUUUACUGAGUGGCUCACUACCUCAAGAAGUUCAAAAUUUGAAGGCAAUAACACUAUUGGGUCCAAGAAAUCAUCUUAGUGGAAGUAUUCCAAGUUCCAUUGGAGGUUUGCAAAGUCUAGCCAACCUUUCUUUAGCACAAAAUCAGUUUGAGGGACCUAUUCCAGACUCACACGGUCAUAUUAUAAGCUUGGAGGUUUUGGACCUAUCCAAUAACAAUCUAUCAGGUCCCAUCCCAAAGUCCUUGGAGGUACUCUCAUAUCUCACUCAUCUUAAUCUUUCUUUCAACCACUUAGGAGGAGAAAUUCCCUCUGGUGGUCCUUUUGAGAACUUCACACACGAAUCAUUCAUGUGUAAUGGUGAAUUGUGUGGAGCCCAAAGAUUUCAUGUUCCUCCAUGUUGGAGUCACAAAAAAGUAUUUCACAUGUUAGGCAUUAUAUUGAGUAUAACAGCAGCAGUAAUUGCUGUUGCAAAGGAAGAAUGA